UUUUAAUGCGCAAGUUGUAUAUAUAGACAACAAGUUUUUUCCUAUUUUAUUUUCUUAUUUAUAUCAAAAUAUUUCGAAACAAAGCUAAAUUUAAUUAUAUCAUCUUUUUACCAUUCUCUUUUAACGUGAUAUUCUAAAAGGGGAAAGGAGAAUAUUUCUCUAAAAAAAAAGAAUCUUUCUUGGAACCCCAACUUACACUCUUUAUAUUCACCCCCUAACUUUUCCCUUUCGCUAAUUUCAACUAUACUUCAAAAAGUAAUAACACUAUGGUAAAAUUUGGAGAUUUUAAUGGUAUUUGUGAGAAAGUAGCUCUUACUGUGUGUCCUCUUGUUGGAGCGGAAGAAGGUAUUGAACCAACAUGUUAUUCAAGAAAUGUUGAAAUUGCUGGAACACUAAUUUUCCAACCAGCUACCAUUAUUAUCCAUAUUAUUUCACUCAUCAUGACCUCCAUCAUGAUUUACCACAUAAAGUCAAAAUAUACAGCAGUCGGUCGUAAAGAAAUUGUUAUGUUCUUUUACUUAUACAUGAUGGUUACCUUCCUAGAAUUAUUGCUUGUUUCUGGUAUUAUUCCAACAGCAGCGACUAUUUAUUCUUAUUUCACUGCUGCACAUAUUGGACUUAUUACUGCUACAUUCUGGUGCUUAUUAUUAAAUGGUUUCGUCGGAUUCCAAUUUGCUGAAGAUGGUACACCAUUGUCGCUUUGGUCGAUCCGUAUUUCUUCUUUGGUUAUUUUCGUUGCAGUUUUCUUCUUGAGUAUCGCAACAUUCUUAAAUAAAGCAGGAUUUAGUGCUUUAAAUCCAGUAGCACUUUGGAUCGUAUUAUAUAUAUUUAAUGGAGCAGCUCUUGUAAUUUAUGUAGUUCUUCAAAUUGUACUUGUACUUAACACCCUUGAUGAUCGCUGGCCUCUUGGUGAUAUUUUGUUUGGAAUCUCUUUCUACGUUAUUGGACAAGUUAUUCUCUACCAAUUUUCUGUACGUAUCUGUGAUACAGUCAAGCAUUAUAUUGAUGGGUUAUUCUUUGGAACAAUCUGUACACUUUUAGCUGUUAUGAUGGUUUACAAAUAUUGGGAUUCCAUCACAAAAGAAGAUCUUGAAUUCUCCGUUGGUAGUAAACAAAAUGUAUGGGAAGUUAAAGAAUUACUUGGAGAAGAUGAGGUAUAUUCAAAUCAAGGUGGUUAUGGUGGUGGUUAUCCCCCUCAACAACAAUAUGGCGGAUAUAAUGAUGCAUACUAAAAACUUUCUAAAAAAAAAGAUUAUUAAUAUUUUAAUACACAAUAAAUUUACUUUAAUUUAUUGGGGAGGGUAAAAGAAAAAUAGACUUAAAUAAAAAAUUUUUUCAGGUGAAUCAAAAAGAACUUUUUUAUAAAAUCAUAAUUUAGCACCCUCCAAAAACCAAUUAAUUCUUUUUUGUAAUUUUAUAAAAAUAUUUUUGGCGUUUAUACAAUUUUACUUCCCUUUCCUUUAUAUAAUUCAUAGAUAAUGACCGGAAAUUUUUAUUAGCAGGGAAGUAAAGUGGUUUUCUUUAAUAUAUAUAUU
This is a messenger RNA of Rhizophagus irregularis DAOM 181602=DAOM 197198, 1535 nucleotides long. RefSeq lists its product as uncharacterized. Lineage: Eukaryota; Fungi; Glomeromycota; Glomeromycetes; Glomerales; Glomeraceae. Gene Ontology annotation, biological process: protein folding. The record is from RefSeq and is a predicted model, not a curated record. Gene Ontology annotation, cellular component: endoplasmic reticulum membrane.